AUGAAGCACAGCAGCAGGCCACAGCAAGCUACUGCAGUUUCUGCAAGCGAACACCACAACCAUCAAUUGUACCAUGAGCCCAGUGACAACUGCUAUGUGAAAUUCAACGGCAGCCAUGGACGGAUCCUCAGCCUCUUGCUCAAGUUUGUUCUUGCCUUCUCUGUCAUCCUCUGCUUUGGUGAUCCGAUUGCCGUGCUCCUUCUCAGACCAGCCAUGGUUGAGGUCAGCUUUGAGAAGGCAUCACUAACAAAGUUCAGCAUCACCAACAAGAACAUCCUGAAUUUCAAUCUUGCUUUGGAUGUCAGAGUGAGGAGCCCCAACAAGAAAAUUGGCAUCUAUUAUGAAAGCCUUGAAGCAGUUGCUUUCCACAGGGGCGAGCGGCUUGGUUCGGUUUCGGUGCGGAGUUUCUAUCAAGAGCUUGAAAACACGACGUAA
Nymphaea colorata (pocket water lily) is the source of this 435-nucleotide messenger RNA. RefSeq names its product NDR1/HIN1-like protein 10. Bases 1 to 435 code for a protein of 144 amino acids. The transcript has a single exon. The record is from RefSeq and is a predicted model, not a curated record. NCBI's taxonomy places the organism in Eukaryota, Viridiplantae, Streptophyta, Magnoliopsida, Nymphaeales, Nymphaeaceae. Gene Ontology annotation, cellular component: plasma membrane.